GGCUAGGAUCGCUGGCUAGGUGUCAGUUCUCUAGCCCAUUCUUUGUAGCUACCAAGAUCUACUCGAAAAUAAGAAUUACCUAUGGAAAACUUUAUAAGUUCAAUUGUUAUUAUCAAUUAAGUAAUUCAAGUGCUUAUGUGAUAAAAAUGGUAUAGUGAUAAAUCUUGGACCACAAUUUUUUUUGUGUUGGAUUCGUUCAGGUUAAACAAUGCAGGGACUACAUUUUUUAAUCGUCUUGUCGCUCUUGGAGUUUGGGAAAAUUAAAUGUGCGUUUCGGAAUUUCGAAACUUUAAAAACCACUAUCAACAUCGGUGUAAUAUUACCACCAAAUACAGUUACUGAAGUAGCCUUUGCAUCAGCACUUGCCCGAGCGUCGAUUGAAAGUGAACAUUACAAUUUCGUUAUGAAAAUAAUAUACUCUCCAUUCGGCGAUAGCUUUGCAGCAUCGAAAGCCUCUUGUAAGCUGCUAGCAUCAGGCGUAGUUGCUAUCUUCGGGCCAACUGAUCCUACUUCCGCUGAUGCUGUGGAAGCGCAUUGUCGUGCAGCUAAAGUACCCCAUAUUCAAGCAGUAUGGCGACCGACUCCAGUAAGGGGCUUGGAGCGUCCUUCUCCUCCAGGCAUUAAUUUAUAUCCCGAAGCUGUCGCCCUGUCGAAAGCAGUCGCGCUUUUUAUAAAGGAUAACGAUUGGAAAAGCUAUACUCUACUCUACGAUGAUGAUCAAGGGCUCAUGAGAUUACAAGAAAUUUUCAAACACGCUGAACCUGACCAUAAGUGGUUGGUGCGUAGGUUAAAACCGGGCGAAGAUAACCGGCAACUAUUGAAGUCUUUGAAGGCAAGUGGAGCAACCAGGGUAGUCAUCGACUGCCCGUCCGACAGGAUCUUGGAAUAUUUGAGACAAGCAUUCGAAGUUAAGUUCUUUGAGGAUUAUAUGAGUUACAUCCUUAUGUCACUGGAUGCACACACGUUAGACCUGCAAGAGUUAAGACACGGACUAUCAAACGUGACUUGUUUGAGGAUAUUUGACCAUUCAGAUUCGAGGACACGGUCCUAUCUCGCCGAUUGGAAGGCCAGGACGUCAUCAGAUGUGAAAAUUCCAAGACAGACACAUGAAAUUACUGUUGAAGCAGCUCUAGCUAGCGAUGCAGCAAGGCUUUUAACAGACGCUAUAGAAAGUGCUCCAGAUGCAUUCAAAAUAGAAGCACAAGGAAUCGAGUGCAACUCAGAUGCUCAGUGGGACGUGGGAGAAGAAUUUACUAACCACCUGCUAACGAAUCCAAUAACGGGCAUCACUGGUCUUAUAACAAUAGACAACACGACGGGCGAAAGAACUAAUUUUAAUGUUGAAAUAAUGGAGUUAUCUAACAGUGGUUUUAAUAGUAUUGCAAAGUGGACUGCCGAAUCCGGGUUUAUUCACGUCCGAACUGCGAAUGAAGUCUCAGACCUUUUAGCCGAGAAAUGGCAGAAUAAAACAUUCAAAGUUGUAUCGCGUAUCGGAGCUCCAUAUUUAGUCGAAAAAGUACCACAAGAAGGCGAAGUUUUAACUGGAAACGAUCGAUACGAGGGAUACUCGAAAGAUCUUAUACACGAAAUAUUAAAAGAAACCCUGCAUUUAAAUUACGAGUUUGAAAUUGUACCGGGAAACUUGUACGGCUCAUAUAAUAAAGAUACCAGAAAAUGGGACGGCCUAAUUGGACAUCUUCUGGAAAGGAAAGCAGAUUUAGCUAUAUGUGACCUGACUAUAACAUAUGAACGAAGGGCCGCAGUGGACUUUACCACGCCUUUCAUGACUCUAGGCAUCAGUAUCUUGUAUUCGAAGCCCACGCCUCCAGAACCAGAACUGUUUUCAUUUCUUAAGCCGUUUUCUGUCGAUGUUUGGAUUUACAUGGCUGCAGCGUAUUUGAUGGUGUCACUGCUACUCCACAUAUUAGCCAGGCUUGCUCCAAAUGAUUGGGAGAAUCCUCAUCCAUGUGACAAAUCACCCGAGGAAUUGGAAAAUAUUUGGCAUAUCAAAAAUUCCUGUUGGCUGACUGUUGGAUCUAUUAUGACCCAAGGUUCCGAUAUUUUGCCAAAAGGUUAUUCCACACGAUGGGUAUGCGGUAUGUGGUGGUUUUUCGCUCUUAUAAUGUGUUCGUCUUAUACGGCCAACCUUGCUGCUUUCCUGACGAAUGCAGCUAUGGAUGAUUCGAUUAAGAGCGCCGAGGACUUAGCGAUGCAAACUAAGAUCAAGUACGGGACUUUGCAGGGCGGUUCCACUUCUUCAUUUUUUAAGCGUUCAAAUGUAUCUAUAUACCAAAGAAUGUGGGCAGCUAUGGAGUCUGCGCGACCAUCGGUCUUCGUUAAAAACAAUGACGAAGGAGUAGAGAGGGUAUUAAAAAGCAAACGAUCGUAUGCAUACUUGAUGGAGUCUACAGCCAUUGAGUACCAGCUGGAAAGACAUUGCGACUUGAUGCAAGUCGGCGGUCUUCUUGACUCUAAAGGAUACGGAAUAGCCAUGCCAUUCUUUGCAUCAUAUCGGACUGCAGUCGACAAUGCAGUGUUGAAAUUAGCGGAGAGUGGAAAGUUAGUGGAAUUAAAAAAUCGUUGGUGGAAACUUACCGACGAAGAAGCUUGUGUCUCUGAAGAAGCCAGCGAGGAGGGAGCGAGUGCGGGCGAAUUGGGAGUGGAUAACGUAGGCGGAGUUUUCGUUGUCCUGGGGAUAGGUUGUGGAAUGGCUGCUGCAAUGGGAGGUUUUGAAUUCCUCUGGCAUAUCAGAGAUGUCGCUGUGGAGCAGAAGAUGACACCAUCGGAAGCGUUUUGGGCGGAGUUAGCCUUCGCCUUAAGUUUUUGGGUAACUGAAAAGCCUGUCCAGCACUCCAGGUCGUCGUCCACUGCGUCUGGCUCGAACAUCGCCUCGAGAGCGUCAUCGGUACUUCGUUCAGCGGUCGACUUGUUUCAUCUCGAAGUUUUUAAUAAAUAGGAUAUUCGUAAAGGUUUAAGUAACAUUUUAAUUACUGGUGGUAGGGCGUUGUGCAAGCUCAUCUGGGUAGGUACCACCCACUCAUUAGAUAUUCUACCGCAAAACAGCAGUACUUGGUAUUGUUGUGUUCCAGUUUUAAGGGCUAGUGAGCCAGUGUAAUUACAGGCACAAGGGACAUAACAUCUUAGUUCCCAAUGUUGAUGGCAUUGGCGAUGUAAACUAUAGUAAACAUUUCUUUUACAAUGCCAAUGUCCAUGGGCAUUAGUGAACUUUUACCAUCAGGUGGCCCGUCUGCCUAUUUUAUAAAAUAAAAAAAAAACAAUUGAAGGGUUGUGUGCGGACUCGUCUAUUAUGGUAGUUAACAAUAAUGAUUUUACCGCCAAAUAUUUAUAUACUACAUUGCUGUGUUCCGGUUUGAAGGGUGAGCGAGCCUGGCAUGACGCUCUGUCAUGUUACCAUACCUUCGAUGCCUUUCUCUACUUAUUAAUCGCUGUAUGUGCCUGUUAUGUGUGUGAUACGCGUAUUUAUGCAUCAAAACUAGAUUUAUUUGCUUAUAGAAACUACGUUUUAAUUCAUUUUAUAAACAAAUAUGGUUGUUUAUUGGUUUUCCUUAAGCAUAUAUUUUUUUUAAUUUACCAAUAUUUUGUAUAGAUUAAUUCAUUUUGUCAAUAAGGGUUUAUCAUUUAUUUUUAUGUUACUUCCCGAUGUCUUCAAUGC
Messenger RNA from Nymphalis io (European peacock), 3673 nucleotides. RefSeq names its product glutamate receptor ionotropic, kainate 2-like. The record is from RefSeq and is a predicted model, not a curated record. Gene Ontology annotation, cellular component: postsynaptic membrane; plasma membrane. The transcript has 17 exons. Gene Ontology annotation, biological process: synaptic transmission, glutamatergic; monoatomic ion transport; modulation of chemical synaptic transmission. Lineage: Eukaryota; Metazoa; Arthropoda; Insecta; Lepidoptera; Nymphalidae. Bases 209 to 2956 code for a protein of 915 amino acids. Gene Ontology annotation, molecular function: transmitter-gated monoatomic ion channel activity involved in regulation of postsynaptic membrane potential; glutamate-gated receptor activity.